Molecule: messenger RNA, 3232 nt
Organism: Centropristis striata (black sea bass)
Lineage: Eukaryota; Metazoa; Chordata; Actinopteri; Perciformes; Serranidae
Gene: sh2d3a
Product: SH2 domain containing 3A
Exons: 19
Coding region: 146-2707 (853 amino acids)
Biological process (GO): small GTPase-mediated signal transduction; positive regulation of peptidyl-serine phosphorylation
Molecular function (GO): guanyl-nucleotide exchange factor activity; phosphotyrosine residue binding
Source: RefSeq, a predicted model, not a curated record
CAACUCAGAACUCAUAACAGCAGCUGCAAAGAAGGAAGGAUAAAAGAGGGGAAGUAAGAAAAGAAAGAAGUAUUAUGAGAUAGAAACAUCACAAGAAGAAAGAAAGAAGUGAUAAGAAGUGCCUCAGUGGACCCUGCAAACAGACAUGAAUAAUCGCUCCAUCGCCUGGUGGCUGAGACAGAUCGGCCUGCCUCAGUACACCAAGACGCUGGAGAGAGAAUAUUAUGGUCUGGAGGGUUUGCUGAGUGUAACAGAUGGAGAGCUGAAGGAUGCAGGGAUAGAGGAUGCAACACACAGAGAAACAAUCCUCAAUCAACUUUCAAGACACAGACAGACACUGGACCCGACCUCUGGUGUUGAGCGCAGGGUGAGCAGAAAAUACUCCCUGGGAUCGUCUAUGGAUCUGGUGAGACCACUAAGUUGCUAUUUAGUAUUGGGUUUUUACCAUCUCUUGCAGGUGAAGCCAAGGAAGGAUCUGUUUCGUCAGAGCGUCCUGCCCCGCCUCCAGCGGGCUGAUAAAAAACACCGCCUCUCUGCCUCCUGUGGCCAGCUCCGCCCCCUAAAUGAGGACAACAGUAUCAGUGAGGUGGAGCACUGUCAGGACAGCAAACGCAGCAAGAGGAGGAGUGUCAGCGCAUACCUCAGCCAGCUGAAGGUGUUCGGUAGUCGGAGAGACAUGGACUCAUUAAAGAAGGAGCUGGAGGAGGAGCUGAAGCUGAGCACUGAGGACCCAACGAGCCAUGCAUGGUACCACGGAGCGCUGAGCCGAGAGGCUGCAGAGUCUCUGUUUGAGAGGGACGGAGACUUCCUGGUUCGAGACUCCUCCUCGGCCCCUGGAGACUACGUUUUGAGCUGCUUUUGGAAGGACGGGCCCAUGCACUUUAAGAUCAUACGAGUGGUCCUUCGUCCCAAAAAGGGCUACUCUCGGGAGCUGUUCCAGUUUGAGGAGGACCGCUUUGACAAUGUUCCCGCUCUGAUCCGAUUCUAUGUGGGCGGGCGUCGGCCCAUCUCCCAGGCCUCAGGCGCUGUGAUCUUUCACCCAAUCACGCGGACCCUUCCUCUGCGUGUCAUCAGCGAGCGACACGCCGAGUCCACGACCAGCAGCAGUAAAGGUGCAGGGAGAGACAAACGGACUGACUCCAGUAAAAGACGCAGCUUCAGCUCUGCACAUGCAGACACGCUGCAGGUCAUCAAUCCACUGCUGAGGAGUGGAAGUCAGCCUGCUAAUUUGGAGAAUGUGGGACGCAGGCCUUCACUUCAGUCUGCACAAUCUGACAGCAACCUACGAACUGGUGUUCCACAGAGCGCUCAGUCGGAGGACAAGGGCCCCGCCCCCAUCUCGCCAGUGUUUCGCACAGGCAGCGAACCCCUGCUCAGCCCCCGACCACGACACACACGCCCCACAUUUCCAGGUGGUGGUGUAACUUUGCGAGGUUCAGAUGGACAGCUGCACCCCAGAGCUCCUCCUAAACCUCUCCGGAUCUCUACAGUCUUCGGCAACGCUGUCCCUCCUCCACCCAAAGAUCGAGACGUUGACCCCUCGUCUUUCUAUGAUGAGCUGGUCGUCCAGGUGCCACAGUCCGGACACAAAGGUCAUGUUGACCGACUACGUGCAGAGGAGAAGUGGCAGAGCCGCGCCCGCCUCACAGAGACUUCCUUCGGUUUUCUGGAGGCACAGAAUACCGAAGCAUCACCACAGCUGCCGCUGCUGCCGCAGAAGAAGACGGCACAUCAUGUGGAAGACUGGCAUUUUGAAAAGCCACAUGUGGAGUCGGUCUCAUGUUUCCAGUUGGAUCAGUUUGAGUCGCUGCUCUUGCCGGAGAACAACAGACCUCUGGAGCCCAGCAUCCUGCUGGCUCUCAAAGAGCUCUUCGUCCACUCAAGUGCUGACAACACGGCUCUACACAUGCUCACUGUUGACUGCCAGGUAGCGCGCAUCGUUGGUGUGACUGACGAGCAGAAGAGGAUGAUGGGAGUUGAAUCAGGGCUGGAACUUGUCACUUUGCCACAUGGACGCCAGUUACGACAGGAUUUAUUAGAGAGACAUCAUCUAAUAGCACUGGGAGUUGCAGUGGACAUCCUGGGCUGCACAGGGACUGUGAGCCAGAGGGCAACAGUUUUACAUAAAUUAAUCUUAUUGGCUCAGGCUCUGAAAGACCACACCCACAACCUGUACUCCUUCUCAGCUGUGAUGAAGGCUCUGGAGAUGCCUCAGAUAGUGCGACUGGAGAUGACGUGGCGCGCGCUGAGGAGAAACCACACAGAGACUGCAGUGUUAUUUGAGAAGAAACUGAAACCCUUCAUGAACAUGCUGAACGAGGGAGAUGACUCUGUUGUCCAAGGUCCCAUAGCCGUGCCACACCUGGUUCCUCUGCUGAUGGCGAUGGAGGGUGAGGACCCGGUGGAGGACAGCGAGCGCGGCUGUCAGCUUCUCUACGAUGUCCUGCAAUCAGCUCGCAACGCUGCGCUGCAUGCAAAGGACUAUCAGCAGCACGCACACACUCUGCUCACAGGAGGCUGGGAGCCCGUCCCUGAGAUGCUGGAGGCUUUCCGCACAGAGUUCGCCCUGCGGCUGCUCUGGGGUCAGUCAGGGGCGGGGGCCGACAGGCAGGAGCGCUACGAGAAGUUUGACAAGAUUCUUUGUGUCCUCUCCGAUAAACUGGAACCCGUGGAGAUCACUCCACAACAACCUGACCCUCUAACCUGAGCCUCAGGGCCCGUUCCACCGAGUGAGAGGUGAAGUCAGCAACUUCUUCUUCACAGGAGGAGAAGUGAAGCUCUCACCGCUGACAUCUCACAGACAUAAAGGAAAAGUUAUUUUAUAAAUGUGAGAGACUUUCGAGCUGUCAAGCGGCAACUUAACUUAUAAAAAGGAUGUGAAUCCUUUUCUUUUCAACAAAGACUUUUUAUAUCUUAAAAGGUGUGGGCUCCAGGCUGCACUGGAUUCAGGAAAUGUUAAAAUUGUUUACCCAAAAACUAGAAUGUGUUUACUUCUUGAUGCUGACACACUGUUUUAUCAACCCACACCACUUUGUUUGAUACUUGAGCUCCUAAAGGACCAACGUGAACAUUAAACAGUUUCCUCUGUACAUGACCUGCUGCUGUAAGGGACAACACUGGACAUUGUGUUUUUCAUUCAGUGUUUUCUAAAGCAAUACAUGCAUUUGUUAAAUUUCGGCAUGUAAUAUUUCAUAAAUGCGACUGUAAAUAAAGACAAGACAUUUUUUUUGUU